Molecule: messenger RNA, 1350 nt
Organism: Coprinopsis cinerea okayama7#130
Lineage: Eukaryota; Fungi; Basidiomycota; Agaricomycetes; Agaricales; Psathyrellaceae
Exons: 6
Coding region: 1-1350 (449 amino acids)
Source: RefSeq, a predicted model, not a curated record
AUGGCCAAGAAGAAGAAGCCCUCCACCAGCACCACAGCGGGGACCUCGAAAGUUGAUCUAAAGUCGCCCUUGUCACCAACGGGAAAGGAUAGGCCGCCCAUCCCAUCGAUCUUCAUACCGCCUACUCCUAGCCCGUCCACCCAGGGUCCCUCUUCAGAAGAGAAGCCGAAUCUCAGCCAUGCAGCUUACACGACCCCGCCAGCCUCCCCGCCGUCCCAGAGAGCCCCCCUACCGUCUGUUUCUGAUGUCAUUAACUCGCCCAAGUCCCCUGCCGAAGAGCUGAAUCUGAAUGCGACAGCCAUUGUAUCACCAGACCUCCUUGCCCUUGCCAAUUUCCAGGCCUCCAUCAAGCAAGCGUUGGCGAACUUAUCCACCACGAUCGGUGAGCUCGAAGAGCAAAGCAGCCGCAUGCAAGAGCUGGGUGUGGACAUCAAAGUCCAUGAGCAAAUCGACCUCCUUCGCGUCGAGGUCGAAAAGCAGAUUGCUCGUCAGAAGGCGGAUCUUGAGACUGUUGAGCAAACACUAGCAGUCAAGGUCAAGGCUGCACUCACUGAAUUGAUCAAGGAAAGGAUGCGCGAAUCAGUAAGAGAGACCAUCUCGAAACUUGUCCAAGACAAGGUUCAUGGAGAGUUAAUGGCGCAAAUUCCUGGGGAACUGCGGGAGAAGUUGAUAGCUCAUCAUCGUCAGAUUGAAGAGGUUAAAUCCAGCAUCCACAAUUCGGAGGCCCGGAGAUAUAACGCUAGUCUACAGUCGGCCUCAUUGGAGGUUCCUCUUCGACCAUUAUUGAGACCUCUUCCUACCCCGGAGCAAUCUCCAUACCCCAACCUUGCUACUUCUGUUCCUGCACCGGCACCUACACCUAUCCGACGUUCCACAUCAGCGUUCUCCGGAAUGUGUGGGCCCAUAUCUCGAAGCCAGAGUUACCAACACAACAACCAUAGCGUAGCACCGACGCCUUCGGCUCUGUUUCCCAAAGAUCUGAAGUCUCUAUUCGCACUCGGUCCUGAUGCGACGAAAAUUCUAUUGAAGGAAUAUGGAUUGGAAAGCACCACACCGUCUCCGACCGCAGAAGAAGCGAACCUAGGGGCACCCAAAAUGCAAAGGAGGGCGUCAUCGAACAAGUCCAAGGCGGCAACAGCUGCCAGUCAGCAACCUAGCAUUCCCGAAGAAUCUGAUGUGGAGGAAGAAGACGUCCAGCUGGAAGCUCAUGUUCAAGAUAUGAACAAGUUCAUGUCACACAUUGGCGUACCCUUCCUCAUGGUACCACCACCGAAGCGCAAAGAAACGAACGCGGAGAAAAGAAGGAAACUGGCCCCGCUGAUCAUCAACACUGCACCGUUUGUCCGCUGA